AUGGCGGAUGCUGUCAAGCUGGGGGUCUGUCCAGGUAGAUGCUGGACUGCACACUUCUCUGCUCCCGCAGCUGAUCAACAAAUCAAGGGUGAGCUCCCAGGCCUGCCGCCCACAAGAUAUUUCCUGCAUAGCCACAUGAUCUCGCUGCGCUGUAUGCUCUUCCUCCCUGUUGUGCUACGCACGCAUCGACGAUACUGGGCGAAUAUUUCCAGACGCCAGACCCCUGCUAUGCUGAAAUCGUGUGAUAGCGGUCUGAAAUGCUUGCUAGCAGGGAAGAGGCGAAUGGUGCGAUGA
This is a messenger RNA of Coccomyxa subellipsoidea C-169, 294 nucleotides long. RefSeq lists its product as hypothetical. The record is from RefSeq and is a predicted model, not a curated record. Lineage: Eukaryota; Viridiplantae; Chlorophyta; Trebouxiophyceae; Coccomyxaceae. Bases 1 to 294 code for a protein of 97 amino acids. The transcript has 3 exons.